Messenger RNA from Recurvomyces mirabilis, 1281 nucleotides. RefSeq names its product ribosome biogenesis protein tsr3 (gene TSR3). The record is from RefSeq and is a predicted model, not a curated record. Lineage: Eukaryota; Fungi; Ascomycota; Dothideomycetes; Mycosphaerellales; Teratosphaeriaceae. Gene Ontology annotation, biological process: maturation of SSU-rRNA. Bases 1 to 1281 code for a protein of 426 amino acids. Gene Ontology annotation, molecular function: rRNA small subunit aminocarboxypropyltransferase activity. The transcript has a single exon.
AUGGUCCGCCACAAGAAAGACUUCAGCGCCAAAGGCAAAAAGAACGCCACCUUCCGCUCCCACGGCCCAGCAGACCCCCGAGCAACCAGCAAAGAGAACUUCCAACGCCCCUCCUUCAAAGCGGCCGCCUGGGACCUCAACCACUGCGACCACAAGCGCUGCUCCGGCAAACGCCUGAUGCGAUUGGGUCUGAUGCGCGAACUGCACGUCGGACAGAAACACCCGGGCGUCGUCAUCAGUCCCAAAGCCAAGACGAUCGUGAGUCCCGCGGAUAAAGAAGUGCUGGAGCAGUUCGGUGCGGCGGUGGUGGAGGCGAGUUGGAAUCGGAUUGAAGAGGUGCCGUUUGCGAAGAUCGGAGGGCCGAAUCCGCGCUUACUGCCUUACUUGAUCGCGGCAAACCCGACGAAUUACGGGAAGCCGUGGCGGUUGAAUUGUGUCGAGGCGUUGGCUGCUUGUUUUUUUAUUUGUGGACAUCGGGAUUGGGCGGAGGAGGUGCUGAGUCCGUUUAGUUAUGGGGAGUCGUUUAUUGAUAUCAACGAGACGGUGUUGAAGCGGUAUGCGGCUUGUGCGGAUGAAGAAGGGGUGAAGAGGGCAGAGGAGGCGUGGUUGGCGAAGAUCGAGGGGGAGUGGAAGGCGGAUCGGGAGGCGAGGGAGGGGAAUGGCGGGGAUGCUUGGAGUGGGGGGAAUAUGAAUCGGAGGCCGAUUGAUGAGGAUGAGGAUGAGGAGGAAGAUGGAAGUGAUGAGGAGGGUGACCGCGAACAUGAUGAUGAGAGUGAUGCGAGUAGUCUAGGCGGCAUCCAACUAGGAGGACCAAAACCAGGCGACCUCCCUCCCACAGGCGAUAACGACGACAAGGCAGAUGAAGACGACCACGACCCCUACGCCCUCCCGCCAAACGACGACGACGAAGAAGAAAUGGCCGACCUCCGCCGCCGAGUUCUAGCCUCUAAACCUUUCACAGCAAAACCCAACGACAACAAAUCUCCACCCACAGCAGAGACGCACGACCGCCCCCUCCCAGCAAAAAUUCAACGACCCACCGACCCUGCCAAACCCGAGCAGUCGAUUACAGAGGACUCGGACGCCGAGUCGGGGAGUGAUAUCGAUGGUAGACAAGAUGAUGACGAUUUCGAUAAUAUUAUGAAUGCGGCUCCCGUGACCGAUCGAGCUGGGAUCACGGCGGCGCAGCGGAAACGAGCGAUGGAGAAGGAAGGGAAGUUGAGCGCCAGUGCGACGUAUAGUCGGACGGUGAUUGAGGCGCCGGGGAAGUGGCCGCCGUAG